AUGAGUACGCCAACGGCGGCGGAGCUGCAGCAGCAACUCGACGCCCUUUGCAAGCGUCACGAGGAGGAGGUGCAGCAGAAGAUCGCCGUGUUUGAGAAGAUCAAUGCGGAGAUGACGGAGAUGCAGGAACUCACUGAGACGCUGGAGAAGGAAGAGCGGGAACUGGAGCGCCGAUUCGGCGCGAGACACCGCCGCGAACACCACGAGAACACUGGCAUCGUGUUGCCGCUAAUCAGCAACAUUGUACUUGGCCUGGUGGACGCUGACGAUGCGAGGUGUAAGAAGCGCUAA
Molecule: messenger RNA, 291 nt
Organism: Trypanosoma grayi
Lineage: Eukaryota; Euglenozoa; Kinetoplastea; Trypanosomatida; Trypanosomatidae
Exons: 1
Coding region: 1-291 (96 amino acids)
Source: RefSeq, a predicted model, not a curated record